CGUCAGUCUCCGACCGCCCACAUCUCCCUAAUUCCCCUCCCCUCCCCUAUAUGUCAUCCCUGGCGUCCUCUCUCUCUCCUUUCCCUUCCCUCCUUUCUCUCUCCCUCUCUCUCCAGGGCUGUUCCUCCACCGCCGGUUGGAGGGGCUCCGUCUCCUCAGGUUUCGCUGCCCCCGAUGCGCCCCUCGCAGGACACCCUCCCCCCGAUCGUCUCCGAUAAGGUCCUGCAUCACGAAGAGCAUGAGACGGGCUCUCUACCUCCAGCAUCGGUCACUUUAUUACGGCAGCGACGAAAACUUCACGUUAUAAAUCCAUUGUGGUACCGCAACAGUCUACUGGCUAGCGUGGGGUUUCUGGAGUUCGCCAACGCGGGUGACUUUGCCGCCAAUGUGUGGAACGAUGUCCCCGUCCCUUUAUACGCCAUUAUCUUCAUGGCGAUCGGAGGUCCUCUAGCACUAUUGAUCAGCGGAUUUGCCGUCCGCGAUAGUGUGCUGAGCUGGCAGAACGUCCGGAUUCUUCAACGAGAGCGCAAGUACCUCAAAUCCCUGCAGGCCCAGCACCUCGAAUGCCCCGCACCGGAUGCCACCACACUCCGUUUCAUCGACCGCCGUCUGGGGGUCAGCCACCGCGAACUGGGCACCGAACUGGUCGAUCGCAUCGUCAUGGACGUAUUUUUGGGGAUCGGCGGUCUUCUGGUCGGCACGGGCACCAUCAUGGCCAUCUGGGGCUCCGACCGACACGUAUACUUCAUCAGCAACCUGCUCUCAGGAUUCGUCGGCAACUCCUUCGCGGCCAUCUACGGCAUCAUCAAUGCCAUCUGGUCGGCCUAUCUGGCCUGGCGCUUUCACAGCUACGACCGCGCGUGCUCCCGAGCGGGAGCCAUGCUCGCCCCGUUCCGCGACCGACUCCAGCGUCGCUUCCAAUGCUUCAAGUGGCACGCCGUCGCAUCCGGGUGGACCGGCCUCAUCGCCGGCGGCGCCUCCAUGAUGACCUCCCGUCUCUGGGAGGGCUACGUUGUCCUCAUCCCAUGCAUGCUGUUGGAGGUUGCCUGCAACCGCUUCUGGCGCGGUCAGCUCGGCUACGACCGUCCCAUCGUGGCACCCGACUCCCCCCUCCACCGGGGCAUCUUAGUCCCCGAGUCUCCCUACAGCCCAGCCAGCAGCAGCAACAACAGCAACAGCAGCAGUCCGCAACUGGGUUACCCGAAACCCACAAUCCCGGUCGCCCACCACCACAAAAUCGAACAAGACACUCCCAACAUCCACCCCGAAGACGCGGAAAAGGAAGACGACCGCCUGCUCCUCGACGCCCUCACCUCCGUAAUCGGCCUCCAAACCGCCCUGAUGCCCAUUCUUCCCUCCACCCUCGUCCUGGAAGACGUAGACUGGACCUCCCUCGACUCCCUCUUGCUCUUCAUCGUCAAUAACCACCUUUUCGACUGCCUCUGCGACUGGCUCGCCACCAACCCCGCCGUCCCCAAGGACUUCCGUCACCGCGUCUUCCGGUUAGCCACCAACCCAUCCUUCUCGGAGAUCACGGUCACCCUGGCCGACCUCCGCCAUCUGAGCGACGUGGAAGAUCGACCCCGCAUGCUGGAAAUGUGUCAAGUCUUCCUACGGACCGAAGCCCAGCAGGUCAUGAUCAAUCGAGAACGGUAUCUCCUUGAGAUGGUGGGGUACACGAUCUGGAAGAACGAUUGACCUUUCCUUCCCCCCCGUUCUGCUUCUUUUCGGCAUUGGGAAAAAAAUCGGAACAUGCAUCAAUAUUGCCCAUAGACUGGGCGUUUUCAACUUUCCGCGUGUUCAAUUGUAUAGAAAUCAGCGGAAGCGAUCGUGUUUUUGUGCUUGUUGAGCAUAGCAUAUAUAAUCGUGUGCAUUGUGUUCCCAUGAGCGCCUGCGCCUGGUUCAUGAGCGAUGAUGACAUAAUGCGGUGUGAUGCGAUGCGAUGCAGGGCUUGGCUAGAUUUGAACUCAGACCGUGAAUCGUGAAGUCUGGGACUUUUAGUUAAUGAUCUAUCCAUCUCGAACUAGCUUGAGUCAAGUCGAGGGAGGAAGGGAGGAAGGAAGGGUGCCGGUUCACUUACUUUCUUUCGGUGAAAUGGAUGUCUUGGUCGAUGUGCUUGGGCUUGGGCUUGAGCGUUGGCAUGAGCAUUGGCAUUGGCAUGAGCAUGAGCAUGAGCAUGAGCAUGAGCG
This is a messenger RNA of Aspergillus uvarum CBS 121591, 2189 nucleotides long. RefSeq lists its product as uncharacterized. The record is from RefSeq and is a predicted model, not a curated record. Bases 175 to 1698 code for a protein of 507 amino acids. The transcript has a single exon. NCBI's taxonomy places the organism in Eukaryota, Fungi, Ascomycota, Eurotiomycetes, Eurotiales, Aspergillaceae.